This is a messenger RNA of Pocillopora meandrina, 4264 nucleotides long. NCBI's taxonomy places the organism in Eukaryota, Metazoa, Cnidaria, Anthozoa, Scleractinia, Pocilloporidae. The record is from the annotation of a GenBank genome assembly.
AUGGCGGACGGAGAUGCAGACUACUCUCCGAAAUUGGCAGAGAACCUUUUAGAAAUUUUUCAGUCGGACCGAUUCGUUACUGAGUGCUUUAAGGAAAGAAACCUUAAAAUUUCUCAAGCGUUGUGUCUGCUAUGGCAUGACCAAUCGACUGGCGACGUUCCUGGAAGGAAGGCAAGUGCGCCUCAUUUUGGAAAUAUUUCGGCAGCUGUUAUCAUCGACUUGUACGUUCUUGGCAAAGUCAGUUUUGAAGACGCACAGGCGUCCUGUCUGGGUGUGAAGUAUAAGGAGAUGGUACUUCAGGUGAGGGAAAAUAGAAUUAUAUUUUUAUUGUGUGAUUUAGAAUAUCAAAUGAAAAGAAAGGAUUGAUUAAGGCUAGUUCAAAUAUCGAUUACAACUACGUUGUAAAGUACACUAAAUUAUUCGGAAAAUUCCAAUGAUACGCUCCUUCCCCUCCCCCCUCUUCAUCAUUGUCGUGUAGAAGAUUUGGGGGGGGGUGCUGAAAGUGUUGUUCCAUAGGUGAUGGGCAGGUCUGAAAAAAAUUACCGAUCAGGUCUCAGAAAAACUUUUCACUGAGGUGGGCAACUUUUUUCUGAGGGGAGGGGGGGAAGGGGGUUUACAAGCAUUACAUAAGCACUUGUAUCCUCUCUCUGAUUAAGAACUUGUGUGAAUAGUGUCAUCGAUGGGGCUGGGGGGGAGGAGUGGGAGGGGGUUGUUACUACCCUAGAGUUUUAUAAUUCAUUGAUUUUAAAAUUAUAUUUUUAUAUUUCUGUUUCUCCAAAGGUGAAAGAUUUCACACCAACAAACUCUUACUUAGACAACUGUAUGUUCAACCAGAUGUUGGAACGCACUCGUAAACAUCCUGACAAGCCACGCAGUGUGUCUAAAUGGAUACUGAAAGGUUCAAAUUACCACAAGCCAAGCUGUGUGUCGGCUACAUUUGACAGCCUCGUGGAUCUUGGGUUAAUGAAGAAAGAGCCCAGGUUACUUGGAACUUCUGUUAGGUAUCCAGUCAUAAAUGCAGGUACAAACAUGUAUUUUUAUUUCCCUUAUCCCUUUAACUCCCAAGAUCUAAUAAGUAAUUCUCCUUACUGUCUGCCCUAUAGUUCUUGUGAUGUUAAUUUGGAGAAUUUGGUAUUGGAUCAACUAAUAAUCCCCUAAUUAAUAUUUUUCUUUAUUCACAUCACUUGUCUGCUUGAUAUUGUAUUGAUAUUGUAAGGAGAAAUUCUGUCUUGGUCACUCAUGGGAGUUAAAGGGUUACAUAAUGCCAGUAUCAACUCUCCUCAUUUCCUUUCCUACAUUUCUUACAAUGUGGCAGACACAGUGGCCUACUGAUCAGUGCAUUGGACUCCGGGUCAAGAGGCCUGGGUUCAAGACCUGGCUGGAUCAAUGCAUUGUAUUAUUGGGAAAGACACUUUCCUCUCACAGCACCUCUCUCUACCCAGGAGUCUAAAUGAGUUCUGGCAAAAUGUCAUAGAAGCCUGAUAAAAUCCUGGGGGGUAACCUUGCAUUGAACUAGCUUCCCAUCUGGGGGGAAGUAGUAAUACUCCUCGUUGCUUCAUGCUACAUGGAAACUGAGAUAAACUCUGACUGAGUAGGCCAAUAGGCUUGGUUACAGACUUCACCUUUACAUUUCUUACAAUGUUUGUGAGGAGAGCUUCAUGUUUUGUCUUAUUCCUUGGUUAUGUUUUUCUUUCUUCUCAUUGUGUGUGUGCUUCACGAUGGAUUUGAUGGCAUAAAGAGAAAAUACUUACCUGUCAAUUGUGGCAGAGAGAGCAUUAGCCAUUAUCAUCUGAUGUAAAGUGGUGGACUUAGACUGAUCUUCUUUGACUUGUAAAGAGGAGGCUCAAAUAAGAUGGUUGCCAUUGGUGGGAUUUGGUGACAACUUCCCUAACACAAUUUUGAAUUCUAACCCUUGAGAUAUGGGACUUAGGAUACUCUGAAGCGAAGUCAGCAUGUUUUAACAGCUCACCUUUUAUUAUCAAAAUAUUACUCUUUGUAUCAAGAUAAAUUAUUUCCAGACUGAGCUGAAAUGAUCAUCAGUUGUGUGUUCUUUCAAUUCAAAAUAUGGUCAGCUCAACUCACAAGAUUUACAAUUACCUCAUUUAUUAAUUUAAAUUUUGCAUUUUUUUCUGAUGUCAGUAAACCCUCUGCAAGGGUGUGACUGAACCCCCAAAUCUACCAGUACUUCUUCCAAAAUGACUUCAAAGUGGAAUACUUUUUGAUUUUUUGAUUUUCCAGUGCCACAGAAUGAACUUGUUAAGGAAAUACAGAUGAUCGCACUAGCAGGACAUGCAGUAGAUGGCUUCACCUGGACUCUUUUAAAGCUGGCCCGCUUUUCGGACUCACUGUAUCUUGGAGGGGCGCCAAUGCUUAAACAUCUCUUCCACAAGAAAGAGUAUGAGCAAGCAAAGAAAAACAUUGAAAAAUUGGUUGAGACUAAAAAGGAGAAUGCAAAGAAAAGAGGUUGGAAAAAAGACAAGGAUUUAGAAUUCUACAACUUGUGUGAAAUUGAACAAUAAUUUUUGAAGAAAUAUUGAGACUCAGGGGUUUGUAUGGAGUCUGAGAUUCUCAAGGGAAUAUGGAAAUCUAAAUAUUUUCAGUGACUUGCAAAAGAUGUCAAAAUGGAGACUUGGCCUGCUUGAAAAAGGAAAAACUGAGAGAUUUUUCAUUUGGAUAAUUGAUGAGAUUGAUAUUUGUCAGCUAAUAAACUUUAUAUGAAGCAUCUCAAUAUCAGUUUUCACAAAAAAAUACAACAAUCUGGUCUUGCCAUUCAUUUGGCUGAACAAAUGCAAAUAAGAUGAUUUGAGCAGAAUAGAAGACUGCCUUUAGGUCAAUUAAUUCCAAGUUAUGCAUUUCAGCCCAUCAUAACUGCUCUUUUCACACUGUAAUUAAUGAUAGUGAUGACAAUCCUGAUUGCCAAAAAUAAGAUCACAAUUUACCCUUUUACUCCCAGUUCAAAUUUUUAAUUCUCCUUACUGUCAACCAUACAAUUCUUAUAAUGUUCUGAGAAUUUAGUACUUGAUCAGCUAAUUAUCCCUAAAUUGAUAUUUUUCUUUAUUCUCAUCACUUAUCUGGUUGAUAUUGUAUUGAUACUGUAAGGAGAAAUUCUGUCUUGGUCACUCAUGGGAGUUUAAGGGUUAACUCUAAGGGUGGCCAGAAUCUCAUUUCUCCUCACAGUUUUACUACAGAAUUAUUUAUUAAGACCAUGAGAGUGAAGGAAAUGAUUGUUAACCUAAGAAGCUUUGAUCUUUGAAUGAAUUUUCUUUGUCAGUACCAAAGGAAAUGUGCAGAGAAGAGAAAGGAAAAUAUGGAUACUGAUGUUGGGGAAAAUGUAAAGAUGUUGGUAUAAAGGUCUUGUUAUUCUUCCCAUUCCAGACUCUCGUACCGUGCUUUAAAUUUUGUACCAUACUUCACCGUCAAUUAGUAUGAAAGGAAAUUACCCAUGAUUUGAUUGUUGAUCUGCCCUCCAGCUGUUAUACAAUUCCUUGUUAAUAAAUUACAAGAAUCUGGUGUUAGAUCACGAUAACAACUCCUACCUGGUAAAUUUGAGUAUUCUCAUUACCUGUCUGCUGGGUAAAGUGUAGAUGUUGUAGGGAGGAGUGAUAUGUUAGCCACUCUCAUGAGUUAAACGGUUAACAAACAUUGACCGCAACUUUCCGAGAGUCAAACAAGUCUGUAAUAGAGCAAAAAUUGAGUUUGGUACGGCUCUUACGUCGGUCAAACGGAAGCCACUUACAAGAUCUUUAAAUUGAGAUAAUGCUGCGUUAGCAUGAAUAACCAUUUUCCCAGCACUUAUCAGAGGUUCAGGGAAGGUGCGCAGGCUCGCAGAGGGUAGUGGGACUAAAGUCGGUGAUUUACGGCCGUCAAGAAGGUGAGACACUGUUACUGUCACACGUGUGACUGUCUCGCUUCGCUCUCUUUUAAUAAACAAUAGAUUUGUGAUUUUCCGAUGAUAAGCUUCUUCCUGACAAGUUCUCCCGUGUUAUUGACUUAGUUUUUUUUUUUUGCUUGUCUUCAUUUUUCGAUUUCAUUCCUAUACCUUGAAGAGUCAAAAUUAAAUCUAUUAUUUUACACUUAAAACCAGAGUGACUGUAGGUAAUGAUCAACGCAUCCCAUGUUAACGCCAUCAGACGUUUUGUUAUUGAUGUCACGCAAGCGUUGAAAUCAGGAUACGCAAAAUUUUCUGCGAGUUGCACUGCUGUUUCGGCCCGAGAACCACGUUUUUUUCUUUUCCUAGCUAGGUUAGGCAGGUUUUCGUUUUCUU